This is a messenger RNA of Lipotes vexillifer (Yangtze River dolphin), 1723 nucleotides long. It is a transcript of the gene TES, whose product is annotated as testin LIM domain protein. Gene Ontology annotation, molecular function: zinc ion binding. Lineage: Eukaryota; Metazoa; Chordata; Mammalia; Artiodactyla; Lipotidae. The coding region runs from base 48 to 1286 and encodes 412 amino acids. The record is from RefSeq and is a predicted model, not a curated record. The transcript has 7 exons.
GGAGGAGGCCCUUUUUGAGUAGAAUUCGCAGAGGAGGUAUUCUACUGAUGGGCUUAGGACAUGAGCAAGGAUUUGGAGCCCCCUGUUUAAAAUGCAAAGGAAAAUGUGAGGGGUUCGAACUGCACUUCUGGAGAAAAAUAUGUCGUAACUGCAAGUGUGGCCAAGAAGAGCAUGAUGUCCUCUUGAGCAAUGAAGAGGAUCGAAAAGUGGGGAAACUUUUUGAAGACACCAAGUAUACCACCCUGAUUGCAAAGCUAAAAUCAGAUGGAAUUCCCAUGUAUAAACGCAAUGUUAUGAUACUGACCAAUCCAGUUGCUGCCAAGAAGAAUGUCUCCAUCAACACAGUUACCUAUGAAUGGGCUCCUCCUGUCCAGAAUCAGGCAUUGGCCAGGCAGUACAUGCAGAUGCUGCCCAAAGAGAAGCAGCCAGUGGCAGGCUCAGAGGGGGCGCAGUACCGGAAGAAGCAGUUGGCAAAGCAACUCCCUGCUCAUGACCAGGACCCUUCAAAGUGCCAUGAGUUGUCUCCCAAAGAGGUGAAGGAGAUGGAGCAGUUUGUGAAGAAAUAUAAGAGCGAGGCUCUGGGAGUAGGAGAUGUCAAACUACCCCGUGACAUGAACGCUCAAGGUCCCAAUAAAACAUACAUUCCUGGAGGGGAUAGAAGCACCACGACAGCGGUAGGGGCCAUGGAGGACAAAUCAGCUGAACACAAAAGAACUCAGUAUUCCUGCUACUGCUGCAAACUGAGUAUGAAGGAAGGAGAACCAGCCAUCUAUGCUGAAAGGGCCGGCUACGAUAAACUGUGGCACCCAGCUUGUUUCGUCUGCAGUACGUGCCAUGAACUCCUGGUCGACAUGAUUUAUUUCUGGAAGAAUGGCAAGCUGUACUGUGGCAGACAUUACUGUGACAGUGAGAAACCCCGGUGUGCUGGCUGUGAUGAGCUAAUAUUCAGCAAUGAGUAUACCCAGGCAGAAAACCAGAACUGGCAUCUGAAACACUUCUGCUGCUUUGACUGUGACAACAUCCUAGCUGGGGAAAUAUACGUGAUGGUCAAUGACAAGCCCGUGUGCAAGCCCUGCUAUGUGAAGAACCACGCUGUGGUAUGUCAAGGAUGCCACAAUGCCAUUGAUCCCGAAGUGCAGCGGGUGACCUAUAACAACUUCAGCUGGCACGCGUCCACAGAGUGCUUUCUGUGCUCCUGCUGCAGCAAGUGUCUCAUUGGGCAGAAGUUCAUGCCAGUAGAAGGGAUGGUUUUCUGUUCAGUGGAGUGUAAGAAGAUGAUGUCUUAAGAAGAGGGUACCAAGCAAUAUUGAGCCAUAGCUAACCAGACUGGUCUGCAUUUCUACUGUAAAAUGCAAUUUGGAAAAACAAAAGGAAAAAAAGAAACUAUAAAGGAAACCAGGAGAUUUUGUUCAGUAUCUUUCUUUGAUGUUUUUCCUUAUCAAAUUUUUCAUAUCAAUUUUUAAAACCUGCUUUAAGCAUUUGAUUUUAAAAAUGGUAGAGUUUUACCUUUUCUUGGCUUUCCAGAUGUAAAAUCUUUUGAGUUGGAAGCUUGGGUUUAAUCAUUCUUCAUAUUCCUGCCCCCUUUGUGCCAAACACAGUAUAUAUGAAACACUUAAAAGUUAGUAUUUGAAUGGAAAGAUGAGCAUUUCAUGUUCUAUAUUAUUUUUCACUUCUCGUAUAAAAUGAAAAGGAAAUUAAACUUGCCCUAAUGCCAAGGUUCUAC